AUGGAUGGCCUGUCCACACUGGUUGUGCGGGCGUCAGCACAACCUCCAUUCUUUCGGAGUUUUGCUGGUUUAGCCAUUAUGACUCUGCCUAAUUAUAACACCGAUGUCGAUUUCGUCAUGCAUUAUCCUAGUUGUAGUGGUGGUCAUGUGAAUCCGGCAGUCACCAUUGGCUUAGCAGCGGCUGGCAAGAUACCUCCGUUGGAGGCCGUUUUGUACAUCAUCGCUCAGCUUAUCGGCGGAGUUUUUGGCUCGCUGAUGAUUCUACUGUCAUAUGACCAAUAUGUAUCCAUACAAGGCGGUGCAACCCUGUGCGGAAUGGAUGUCAUGUGGUAUCAGGCUCUGAUUGCUGAAGUUCUCACUACAUACCUACUCAUGCAAACAGUGCUAAUGACUGCGGUCGAUUCUUCGACCGUACUCGCACCGCUUGCUAUCGGUUUCACACUCAUCGUGGAUAUUCUGGCUGCAGGAAGCAUCUCAGGUGCUUCAAUGAAUCCCGGUCGCUCAUUUGGCCCGAACAUUGUUGCGACGAUAUUCAUGCAAGACAAGCUUGCAGAUAGAUUCUGGAGCUAUCACUGGGUGUACUACGUAGGCCCAUCGCUCGGAGCUCUAUUAGCUGUAAGCAUGUACAGGUGA
This is a messenger RNA of Angiostrongylus costaricensis, 633 nucleotides long. Lineage: Eukaryota; Metazoa; Nematoda; Chromadorea; Rhabditida; Metastrongylidae. The record is from the annotation of a GenBank genome assembly.